This is a messenger RNA of Stylophora pistillata, 3271 nucleotides long. RefSeq names its product putative serine protease K12H4.7. Gene Ontology annotation, molecular function: serine-type exopeptidase activity; dipeptidyl-peptidase activity. The record is from RefSeq and is a predicted model, not a curated record. Gene Ontology annotation, biological process: proteolysis. NCBI's taxonomy places the organism in Eukaryota, Metazoa, Cnidaria, Anthozoa, Scleractinia, Pocilloporidae.
CAGUCAAGGCCGUAGGAUGGAGCUCGAGUUGGAAAACUAGAGGCCAAAAUACUAAAAAGAUUGAAAAGUGUUUGAACAAUAUACUCCUCCUUGAAUGGUUUAACUGCAUACGAGCGAAAAGUUUCCUCAUUGCUUUUAUGUUUCCUCGUAAUGAAGUAAGUCGGAAAAAUACUACGCAACACGUAAAAUAUCUGCACCGAAUAAUGUGUACAUACUUACAAAUUUUUUCCAAAAGUAAUGUAAAUCCUUUCCAGCCUUAACCAUCUGUGUGCCCCCUUACCCGAUUUUUAGCUAUCCCACUACUUCCAUGUUCGACAUAGUUUUCUCAUGCGCUACACAUAGUUGCGUGACACAAAGAAAUCAAACGACGUGACACGAUAAAGUUGGUAGUCUGGGGUAACCUCAUGUCACACAGUCAUAAUGCUGCUGGCGCGCUCAUGUGACAUCCCUAUGACAAGUCACCACGCUUUGAUAGCUGAUUUCACUUUUCGUUUGCAACAAUCUCAGGCACCAUGCUUUAUAUCUCGAAUGCCUCGCUCUGCUUGAUAUUCAUUGUUUUUCUUGGACUCACAAACUGCUCUCAAGCUUCGCUACGAUUUCUUCGUGGCCGACCGAAAGGUGGAAUGUUAGUUGCUCCUGCAGCAGAACACGUGAAUCAAAAGCUUCCUGAAGCACAUUGGUUUACUCAGAGGCUGGAUCACUUUGAUGACUCCAACACGAAAACUUGGCAGCAGAGGUUCUUUUAUAACGAUACCUUCCAUACAAAACCAGGUGGACCGGUUUUCGUCAUGAUCGGUGGAGAAGGAACGGCGAACCCAAUAUGGCUGACUGUGGGUGAUAUGAUGAAGAAUGCGAAGAAGUUUGGUGCUUUUACUUUCCUUUUGGAGCAUAGGUUUUACGGCGAGAGUCACCCAACAAGCGAUAUGAGUGAUUCAAGCCUUAAGUAUCUAAAUAGUGAACAAGCAUUAGCUGAUUUGGCUACAUUUUGUCAAUCAAUGGCUGUAAAGUUUAACCUGACAAACAGCAAGUGGAUAUCAUUUGGUGGCUCAUACCCUGGGUCAUUAUCAGCUUGGUAUAGACUUAAGUAUCCACAUCUGGUGCAGGGAGCUGUAGCCUCAAGUGCUCCUGUCUUUGCAACAGUUAAUUUUCCACAAUAUAUGGAUGUUGUUACUGCCUCACUUGCAACAACUGGACCAGACUGUGUGAGAAAUAUUGAUAAUGCUACAAAAACAAUGCAGGCUUUACUGACCACCGAGGAAGGUGCAAAACAACUCACAGAGCUAUUUGAGCUCUGUGGACCACUUGACAAAGACAGUGUCAAUGAUGUGGCAACUUUUGCAAAUGACUUGUCGGGAAAUUUUGCUGGUGUUGUUCAAUACAACAAGGAUAACAGAGCAUUUGAGGGUGCCACCGGUACUAACAUUACAAUAAGCACAUUGUGUGGCAUCAUGAACGAUGAAGACAUUGGAGCUCCAUUGGAACGUUAUGCUAAAGUGAACUCCUUAAUGCUUCAUACUUACGGUGAACAGUGCCUUGAUUCAAGCUACAAGAACUUAAUAGCAGCUUUACAGAACACAUCAUGGAGCAGCAGUGCAUCUGAAGGAGGUCGCCAAUGGAUGUAUCAGACAUGCACAGAGUUUGGGUUUUAUCAGACUUCAGACUCUAAGAAGCAACCGUUUGGAGAUCUAUUCCCUUUGAAGUAUUCAAUUCAACAAUGCAUGGAUAUUUAUGGUGCCCAGUUUAACGAAGAGAACAUCCAAAGCGGUGUCACUCAGACAAAUACUAACUACGGAGGAUAUGGUAUUGCGUCUAGUAAGAUUGUUUUCCCGAAUGGCUCCAUCGAUCCAUGGCAUGCACUUGGUAUUAUAAAAGAUGUGUCUGCUACAGAACAGGCCGUUUUUAUUGAAGGUACAGCUCACUGCGCCAACAUGUACCCAGCUAUUCCGUCAGACCCCCCUCAGCUGGUGCAAGCCAGAGAACAAAUUCAGCGACACAUCAUGAUGUGGCUGCAAGCGGAUUCCUGAAUGAAUCCAUUCGCCACCUCAACAAAAUUCAAGUCGUUAAGACUUUAAAACUGAUUAAUAGGUAGAAGGAAAUCUUUAAAAUGUUAGAUAACAAGUCGAAGGAGCCAUCAUAGAGGUAUAAUUCGGGAAAGGGUGGUAGUAAGUGGAGGAAUGAACUUGGAAUGUAAAUGAUAACCUUGAAAAUCAUUUGAUUUUACGGACAUUUUUAAAGGCAAAUGAAUAAUGAAAUUCUCUUUUGGAAUGCUUUAUCUUGUUGGAGAGAAACGCUACUGCUGCUCUGUUUUCCCCAACAAUCAUUUGUGAUCCGAUGUAGUAGCUCUUCCAUCUGAACAACUAUAAAAAAUUGUGUUUGGAUUCACUUGCUAUUUUACAAGUACUUAGUGUUUUCAGGGACGAGGCAAUGAAGAUUAUUUUUUAAUUUGAAGUUGCUAGCCGAGUAAGAAUAAGUUGUUUUACUCCAUCUUCGAGAAAAAUACUGUUUGUAUCAGUUUUAACAUAGAUAUUGUCUGACACUUAAAACCCCUCCUGGCUCUGAAUUUCCUAACAUUGAAGUUUUUAUUUUUAUGUUUUUGAUAAAUUGUGACUAGUAAGGUAGUUUUUCGUCAGGAAUAGACUUUAGGUUGCAGGCGAUUCAAUACCUUUUUCCAUCAGCGGCUGCCGAUGGUUUAAUUGGCGGUCGGGUCGAAAGGCGUAAUUCAAACACGAGACCCUGUUCUCAGGCUCUGGUUUUUCUUCCCGUACCCCUUCUCCCUCGCUUUGUCACUCGUCCCAGAUCUUCCACCCGUCCAAUAUGGCGGCCGAAUCUUGGCCGCGGUGAAUCCACAAACUACCGCCUGCAAAUAGACUCAGGCUGAACAGACGGUGCUGAGAGAUUUUACUGGCAGCAGUGGGUCAGCGGUAACCAGCUUCUGUUGAAACCUCUGGUGGUGGUAGAGGAAAGAGUUACACAAGAUUAGUUUUGAAAGGUAAGCUUACACUUGCCAUCUACAAUUUUUCAACAGGAAGACCUAAAGUGGAUAGGAUAGGAUAGGAUAGAAUAGGAUAGAAUAGGAUAGGAUAGGAUAGGAUAGGAUAGGAUAACUAUUUAUACACGGUUUUUCCAUCAGUUCAUUUUAUUCUAUACUAGAAACCUUUCUAUCUAAUCUACAAACCUAUCUAUCUAAUCGUAUUCCUAUCUAACUACAAUAAUAAUUUGAUGAUAACAAUUCAAAUAAAAGAAAGAAAUAAAAAAUUCUGCUUUUCAUGGA